Messenger RNA from Dendroctonus ponderosae (mountain pine beetle), 1694 nucleotides. RefSeq names its product hexosaminidase D. Gene Ontology annotation, molecular function: hexosaminidase activity. The coding region runs from base 1 to 1617 and encodes 538 amino acids. The transcript is spliced from 7 exons. Gene Ontology annotation, biological process: carbohydrate metabolic process. The record is from RefSeq and is a predicted model, not a curated record. NCBI's taxonomy places the organism in Eukaryota, Metazoa, Arthropoda, Insecta, Coleoptera, Curculionidae.
AUGAAGUUCGUAUUCAAGUUUAAAAUUAUUGCUGUAUUCAUUGCGCUUUUCCUAUGCUUAGUUAUGUUGAUUUACUACCUUAAACUCCUGGAGAACAGUAAUGUCGACAUAAAUAGCCCACUCUUUAAGAGAACUCAAAUCAAGUCAAAUAAAGCAAUUCAAACUCAUUUCUCGCCCAACAUCACCGAAAGGAUCGUGCACUUGGACCUGAAAGGAGCCCCUCCAAAGCUCUCAUACUAUUCCCAACUAUUUCCAUUGCUUCGCAAAAUGGGGGCUACUGGGGUUUUAAUGGGAUACGAGGACAUGUUCCCUUACAGCGGCACCCUUGAGAAUAUUUCCUCCCUUAACGCCUACACCCUGGCUGACGUGAAAGAGAUCAACAAUCUAGCUAAACAAAAUAGGCUGAAAGUGGUGCCUUUUAUACCACUGUUGGACAACAUGGAUUUCCUAUUGAAGCUGGAAGAGUUUAUUGACUAUAGAGAGGUGCAAAAUUUUCCGUCAGUUAUUUGUCCCUCGUAUAAUAAAGCCCUAGAGCUCCUGGAGACCAUAAUAGACCAAGUGCUAGAUGCACAUUUGGAAAGCGAAAUUAUUCACGUUGGAUGCAAUGCGGUACCUCAUCUGGGACGAUGCGAUCGAUGCAGCAAUCGAAUAAUUACCCAAAAACUCAAAAAAAAUCAGCUAUUUUUGGGGCAUAUUCACGUCGUAACAGCGAUGAUUAAAAGAAAGCGGCCUUCCAUACAGGUUUUGGUUUGGGACGAUUUUUUCCGCACGGCAGACCCGAAUGAAAUCCCGGCAGACUCCGUUAAUGCUUCCUUCCAACCAGUCGUCUGGUGGUAUGGAAAGGACGUUUACGACGAAUUGGGGCCCAGCUUGUGGAACUUGUAUUCCCACAUAUUUCCUAAUCUGUGGCUGGCAAGCGCCUAUAAGGGGGCAAUAGGUAGUUACAAGUACAUAUCUGAUGCCAAUCACUAUAUCCAAAACCACAAGAGCUGGCUCUCAAUUAUGGACGAGUACCACUCAAAGAUUAAUUUUCAAGGGAUUAUUUUAACCGGUUGGCAACGAUAUGACCAUUUCGCGGUUUUGUGCGAGCUUUUGCCCGUCGGAAUUCCGGCGCUGGCUAUGAGUUUGAGACUGCUGCAAGGAUACCAGGACUCGGCUUUGGGGCCUCCUUUGGAGGUGGCCAAAAUGCUACAGUGCGAACAGCCAUAUGGGCUGAUGGGGACCGCGUUUGGCAGCCCAAAGUGCAAAUUUCCUGGCGGAGAUAUUUUAGAAUACCUUAACCAUUUCCACCAGCUGGAUCAGGAGAUCUCCGAGCUGUUGGAGGAUCCGCAAGUAAAAGGGUGGCUAAGCGAUUACAAUACAGCCAGCAAUUUCUCAAACCCGACAGUAGUGAAAGUCGCUCUGAUAUCGAUCGAUGAAAUUAAGGCUGAACUGGAAGUGGUGAAAGAGCAAAUUUCCCAUUCAAUGUUGAAAAUCUACUAUGCACACACGGUUCAAGAAUGGCUGGCCACCUAUUUGGAGCCUGUCGAGAAAAAGGUUUUACACUUAUGGGAAGCAAAGCACAGAAUUUUGGAGAGGACUGUUUGGCCUCGAGGGCCAUUAAUCGACGCAUUGUAGGAUAUUUUAGUUGUCAAUUUUAGGACAAAUUUUGUUAUGUUUAAUGCUCUUUCCUGUAUUAAAAAUCUGACCUUCAA